AUGACGCAGAUUAGAUGCGUGCGCUUCCAAUGCGCAAUAGCUGGUCAUCCCACACCCUGGUCUACCUGGGACAAAGAGGGUAUCAUCGUUACGCCCACUGCGCGGAUAGCUGUGAAAGAGGUGGAUGAUUUGCGUUUUCUAGAAAUUGAUGAGGUCACAUUCGAUGAUGCCGGCUUGUACCGCAUUACUUUGGAGAAUGAUUACGGACGUAUUGAGGCUACAGCACGCCUCGAUGUGAUUGGUCGUUCGCGUUACUCGCGUUCACCUUCCGCGCGCAGCGUACGCGCAUCCUCAUCACGACGCAAUGCACACAUACAUCGACGCAUUAUGGGACCAUCGACGGCGAUCGGUGGCCGCAUGGCCUUGGCUACCGGCUAUCGUGGAUCCUCUGUGCCAUCCUGUAAGUUCUAUCACAAUGGUUAUGAACUGGAGGAGGAUGAUGAGCGCGUGCAAAUCGUAGUGAACGAACGUGAAGCGCUGCUAUGUAUUGACAAUGUGACCGAAGCCGAUGAGGGCCUGUACACAUGCAUUUUGCAAGGUGAACACGAGCCACUGCUCUCCAGCACCUGGGUGCAGUUCCAGUCAACGGAGGAUGAAGCAUUGGCUGCGCGCCUAAGAGAACCACGCAUUUCCCGUUCACUUCCCACGCAAUUGCAGGCAUACGAACGCGAUACUGUAGAUUUAUGCCUAGAAUUAGAGUGCGCAGAGCCAUAUAGCUACACCUGGACGCGCAACGGUGAGUUGCUACCCGACGAUGAGGACUUCAAUCAAAUCGAUCACGGCAAUGGCAUACUCUGUCUGCGCAUAAACGACGCUUUCGAUUUAGAUACCGGCGAGUAUGCCUGUGAGGUGCGUACUGCUGCUGGUCUAACUUGCAGCACUGCUUGUCAGCUUAACAUUACCGACGCCGAAGAGGAGCGUUUGUCUGCCUUAGCGCAGCAUGAAUGUCAGCCGACAUUGCUGAAAUCACCGCUGCCGCUACUGACGACUGUUGGUGCUGCUGAAGUGGCAUUUUGCGCGCGCGUUUACCCACCAGAAGCCAAUGUACAGUGGUUUGUCGGUGGUCGCGAAAUAGUAGAAGAGAAUGAGGAUGAAGCCAGCGAGCAUGAGUCAUUCGACGAUGAUGACGACGACGAGGACAACGACGGCGCAGUGAUAAAGGGCAACGGCAAUCCGAGCGUUUAUCUCUGA
Rhagoletis pomonella (apple maggot) is the source of this 1191-nucleotide messenger RNA. Its product is annotated as muscle M-line assembly protein unc-89-like. The record is from RefSeq and is a predicted model, not a curated record. NCBI's taxonomy places the organism in Eukaryota, Metazoa, Arthropoda, Insecta, Diptera, Tephritidae. The transcript is spliced from 4 exons. The coding region runs from base 1 to 1191 and encodes 396 amino acids.